This is a messenger RNA of Rhincodon typus (whale shark), 1233 nucleotides long. Its product is annotated as ras-related C3 botulinum toxin substrate 1-like. The record is from RefSeq and is a predicted model, not a curated record. Gene Ontology annotation, cellular component: cell cortex; cell projection; cytoskeleton. Gene Ontology annotation, molecular function: protein kinase binding; GTPase activity; GTP binding. Gene Ontology annotation, biological process: regulation of cell shape; small GTPase-mediated signal transduction; establishment or maintenance of cell polarity. Lineage: Eukaryota; Metazoa; Chordata; Chondrichthyes; Orectolobiformes; Rhincodontidae. The transcript has 6 exons. Bases 136 to 714 code for a protein of 192 amino acids.
GGUGGAUGGCUGGGAGGUGUAAUAGAGCCCAGAAACAAAACCAGGUUUGAGCCUCGGACUUCUACAGGCAAGAGGUUGUGCUCUACUUUUACUCUUUAAUUUUCUUGAAAGGAAACUAUACAAUCCAGCAGCUAAAUGAUGCAAAAUAUCAAAUGCGUGGUGGUGGGUGAUGGAGCUGUUGGGAAAACCUGCCUCCUCAUCACUUACACAACCAACGACUUCCCUGAGGAGUACAUUCCGACCGUCUUUGACAACUACUCGACCUCUGUGACCGUUGACGGUCGUGCUGUGAACCUGGGAUUGUGGGACACAGCCGGUCAGGAAGACUAUGACAAGCUCCGACCUCUCUCCUACCCUCAAACCGAUGUUUUUGUGAUCUGCUUUUCACUUGUCAGUCCUGCUUCUUUCCAGAAUGUACGUGUCAAGUGGUACCCAGAAGUGAAACGGCACUGCCCCAACGCUCCCAUCAUCCUCGUGGGCACCAAGCUCGACUUACGUGAUGACAAAGAGACCAUCGAGAAACUAAGAGGGAGGAACCAAGCCCCCAUUACCCACGAAGAAGGUGUACAGUUAGCAAAGGAGAUUGGAGCUGCAAAGUUUAUUGAAAGUUCUGCCUACAAACAGAAAGGCCUAAAGACAAUAUUUGAUGAGGCCAUUCGAGCUGUGAUCUUCCAACCCGUGCAGAAGAGAAGGAUACCCUGCUGUAUUCUGUAGAAUAAAUAUCAGGAGGUUUUUGGUUUGGAUGGGUCAGAUCUCUGGCCUUUUCUGAGACACGGAGUGACCGCCACAGAACUUAGAAUUGAUUGGAAUUUUCGUUGUUGAUUUUUCUCCCUGCCUACAGCUAUGAAGGAGACUAUGUGCCCUUCAGUUAGUCCCACCCUCCCUCCUGGCCCAUCUCUGCCCCAUUGUUCAGCAACGUUUGUCCCCUUGUCCAAUGCCCUUUUCAAAGGUACUAUUGAACCGGCCUCCAGUCUCUGGUCAUUCUCACUGAUGUUCAUGUCACACAAGAUAACUGGCAGUGCCACUGGCCACGCUGGGAGGGAAUGAGGCACUAAAUCCUGGUGGGGAAAGGCACGUGAAGCUUUCUUGUCUCAAUGGCACUGAGACUUGUGGUUCAAAGUUCAACGGUUAACAGGUAGGAAAAAGCUACGGUACAGGGAGCAAUUGGAUGGUGCAUCUGAUCUCUCUGUCUGUGACCCCACUAAACCUGAUGGCUACAACAUCUCUGUACAA